Osmerus eperlanus (European smelt) is the source of this 6587-nucleotide messenger RNA. It is a transcript of the gene zswim5, whose product is annotated as zinc finger, SWIM-type containing 5. The transcript is spliced from 13 exons. The coding region runs from base 65 to 3523 and encodes 1152 amino acids. The record is from RefSeq and is a predicted model, not a curated record. Lineage: Eukaryota; Metazoa; Chordata; Actinopteri; Osmeriformes; Osmeridae. Gene Ontology annotation, cellular component: Cul2-RING ubiquitin ligase complex.
ACCGCGGAGGCUUGUCUGUGCAAAUCCGAGACUGGUCGUUCGUUCAGUGUAUAUUCUGGUCGUUAUGGCGGAGGGACGUGGAGAGCUACCGCCUCAGCCGCCGCUUCAUCUCUCUUUACCCCCGGCAAGCAAGCGACCGUGCUUGCGCCCGGCUCCUCGAGGUCCUGGUCCGGGGCCUGGACAUGGUUUUUCUAACUCCCGCUAUCGUAGCCCGGAAUCUCUGUUGGACUGCGCUGCAAAAGCCGUAGCGGAGAAAUGGGCCUUCGAGAGGGUGGAGGAGCGCUUCGAACGGAUCCCAGAGCCUGUACAGCGCCGCAUAGUAUACUGGUCCUUUCCGAGGAACGAAAGGGAAAUAUGUAUGUAUUCAUCGUUUCAGUGCCGUGUUGCCGGCGAGGAAGGUCCGGCGGCAGGCGCAGGAGCCCCCGCUGGAUCUGGGUCUACCCCCGGAGGAGUUCCCAGCAGUACGACGGGUACCACAGGGACAGGGGGCACAGGAGAUGGACUGCCUUUCCGUAGGGGCAUCCGGCUUUUGGAGACCGGUUGUGUAGAGAAUGUAUUACAAGUCGGGUUCCACCUGAGUGGCACGGUGACAGAGCCGGCCUCGCCCUCAGACCCGGAGGUCACCCACCGCGUGGCCAUCAGCUUCGACCGCUGCAAGAUCACCUCGGUCACCUGCGGCUGCGGCAACCGCGACAUCUUCUACUGCGCCCACGUGGUGGCGCUGUCCCUCUACCGCAUCCGCAAGCCCGAGCAGGUCAAACUGCGGCUGCCCAUCUCCGAGACCCUGUUCCAGAUGAACCGCGACCAGCUCCAGAAGCUGGUCCAGUACCUGAUCACCGCCCACCACACGGAGGUGCUGCCCACUGCCCAGAAACUGGCGGACGAGAUCCUCUCGUCCAACUCCCAGAUCAACCAGGUUCACGGUGCCCCGGACCCCACGGCGGGCGCCAGCAUCGACGAUGAUAACUGCUGGCACCUGGACGAGGACCAGGUCAGGGAGCAGGUCAAGCAGUUCCUGUCCCAGGGCGGUUACUACGGCUCGGGGAAGCAGCUCAACUCCAUGUUCGCUAAGGUGCGGGAGAUGUUGAGGAUGCGAGACUCUAACGGGGCCAGGAUGCUGACGCUCAUCACGGAGCAGUUCAUGGCCGACCCACGCCUGUCGCUAUGGAGACAGCAGGGCACGGGCAUGACAGACAAGUGCCGGCAGCUCUGGGAUGAACUGGGUGCGCUGUGGGUGUGUGUGGUGCUGAACCCUCACUGUAAGAGCGAGGAGAAGAGCGGCUGGCUGAGGCAGCUGAAGAGGUGGGGCGACAUGGACAUCUGCCCCCUUGAGGACGGCAACUAUGGCAGUGAGUUGCCCAACAUUACCAACGCCCUACCACAGAGCAACCUGGCACAGGACUCGCUAGCGAGGCCCAGGAGGACGGUGUUCACGCGGGCCAUGGAGGCGUGCGACCUGCACUGGCAGGACAGCCACCUGCAGAGGAUCAUCAGCAGUGACUUCUACAUGUCCCCAGCCUACCAGAGGGAGGGGGAGAGCCUGCUCUUCAACCCCCAGGGACUGCCCCUCUGGCUGGAUCAUGUCCCCACCGCAUGCGCUCGGGUCGAUGCCCUACGUUCCCAUGGUUACCCCCGCGAGGCGCUGCGCCUGGCGGUGGCCAUCAUUAACACGCUCCGCCUCCAGCAGCAGAGACAGAUGGACAUCUACAAGCACCAGAAGAAAGAGCUCCUCCAGAGGGGUCUCACUUCCACCACCAACCUGGAGGGCUGGGUGGGUCACCCCCUGGACCCCAUCGGCUGCCUGUUCGUCACCCUGACGGAGACCUGCCGCCUGGACGACGACAGCGCCAUGGACACUGGAGACUCAGGAGAGCCCAAGCCCCCUAUCUACCACCACGUGCCCGUGUGGGGCUGCCCUGACGGCGGGGAGUCCUACCUGGCGCUAGCCCUGGAGGUGGCGCUCAUGGGCAUGGGCCAGCAGAGGCUCAUGCCCGAGGGCCUGUAUGCCCAGGACAAGGUGUGUCGCAACGAGGAGCAGAUCGUAGCCAAGCUGCAGGAGAUGGAGCUGGACGAGCUUCUGGUCCAGACCCUCCGCAAGCAGGCCAUCCUCCUCCUGGAAGGGGGUCCGUUCAGUGGCUUGGGCGAGGUCAUCCACAGGGAGAGUGUGCCCAUGCACACUUUUGCCAAGUACCUGUUCUCUGCCCUGCUGCCCCACGACGCCGACCUGGCCUACAAGCUGGCCCUGAGAGCCAUGAGGCUGCCAGUGCUGGAGUCGUCGGGCCCCUCAGGGGACAUGGGGCACCCCCACCAUGGCAUCUCCAUUGUGCCCAGCCGCUACCCUCGCUGGUUCACCCUGGGGCACCUGGAGUCCCAGCAGUGUGAGCUGGCCUCCACCAUGCUCACCGCAGCCAAAGGUGACAUGUUGAGGUUGAGGACCGUCCUGGAGGCCAUCCAGAAGAACAUCCACUCCUCCUCGCUCAUCUUCAAACUGGCCCAGGACGCUUUCAAGAUCGCCACCCCUGCAGACAACCCCCCAGACAUCACACUGCUCAAUGUAGCCCUGGAGCUGGGCCUGCAGGUGAUGAGGAUGACCCUGUCCACCCUGAACUGGAGACGGAGGGAGAUGGUGCGCUGGCUGGUCACCUGUGCCACCGAGGUGGGCCUGCGGGCGCUGGUCAGCAUCCUGCAGGGCUGGUACACCCUCUUCACCCCCACCGAGGCCACCAGCAUCGUGGCGGCCACCGUCAUGUCCCACACCACCAUCCUGCGCCUCAGCCUGGACUACCCCCAGAGAGAGGAGCUGGCCAGCUGUGCCCGCACCCUUGCCCUUCAGUGCGCCAUGAAGGACCCGCAGAACUGCGCCCUCUCCGCCCUCACGCUCUGCGAGAAGGACCACAUCGCCUUCGAGACGGCCUACCAGAUCGUCAUCGACGCCGCCUCCACCGGCAUGACGUACUCGCAGCUGUUCACCAUCGCCCGCUACAUGGAGCACCGCGGCUACCCGCUGCGGGCCUUCAAGCUGGCGUCGCUCGCCAUGACGCACCUGAACCUGGCCUACAACCAGGACACGCACCCGGCCAUCAACGACGUCCUGUGGGCGUGCGCGCUCAGCCACUCGCUCGGCAAGAACGAGCUGGCCGCCAUCAUCCCCCUGGUGGUGAAGAGCGUGCACUGCGCCACCGUGCUCUCCGACAUCCUGAGGCGCUGCACCAUGACGGCGCCGGGCCUGGCCGGCAUCCCCGGGCGACGGAACUCGGGCAAGCUGAUGUCGACGGACAAGGCGCCCCUGCGCCAGCUGCUGGACGCCACCAUCAGCGCCUACAUCAACACCACGCACUCCCGGCUCACGCACAUCAGCCCGCGUCACUACGGCGAGUUCAUCGAGUUUCUCAGCAAAGCCAGGGAGACCUUCCUGUUGGCACAAGACGGGCACAUCCAGUUCGCCCAGUUCAUAGACAACCUCAAACAGAUCUACAAGGGCAAGAAGAAACUGAUGAUGUUGGUACGGGAGCGAUUUGGCUGACCCGGACUAAAACCUCACAGCCUUGACAUGUAGGCGGACUAGUAGGGAAAAUACUUUCACCUGACUUUAAUACUCAGUUUUAUUAUUUAAGUUUUUUGUUCUUUUGUCUUUUUUUUGGGCAAAGUCUUACUGUUUGUCUGUUUGUUAUGUUGCUUUGUUUCUUCUUGUGAGCAAAAAAAAAAUGUUCACCACAACUUGUAUUUAGUCUAAGAAAGAAGACAAGAGAUGAUAAAAACAUGGAGGUGGCACAUAUGGAUGAAACCAAAUGACAAACGUGGGAACUUUGAACCAGGGCAUGCUUUCUGCUGUGGUUGAGCUUCAUUGUUUUGAAGGAGAGAAACUUCAUUCCAAAAACACUGACACACACACACACACACUUACACAGUGUUACUGUCAUACCUCGGUCACACGCAGAGGGUCAGCUUUAAGUGAGACUAACGAGGUCUCGGGUUCGGGACAGUCUAGUGUGGACCAGGCAGAGGUCGAGCUAGCACGUGUCCCCCCCCCCACCCCCCCGACCUCCUCAACCACCCUCCCACUGGCACAUAGACUCCCACACCUCAGUCCCCCAGCGCUGCCACUCACCUCUCCUCCACCUCCCCUGGGUGUAUGUCAAACUAAAUGACCACUUUGUGGCUUCUGAACAGUGUUUGUAAUAUAUCCCAGAGCAAUAGAUUUGGGCAGUUUUGGCUAAUCUGGGAGUGGUAAUCCACCGUGUGGGUCUGGCAUUGUGAUGUCUGCUGUCGUCUGGGUUUUUAGGUUUUCAGCAUAAAGUUGAAAUAUCAUAGCUGAAAAAAACGUCGUCUUUUUGAAAUCCAGAUGUGUAUUAAUCUAUACCUGUAGACAAUAUAGCUGACGUCGCUGUGUCACUACACCUGAGCUUACCUGACUCAGCCUCACCCUGAGGCAGUGUCUCAGGGGUUACAGCUUGACCUAGAGCAUUAGUACUAUUAUUAUACAAGCACUUCAACAACAUGGACCUCCUCUAUAUACAUUCUGUCUUGCUUGAGCAAUUAUUUAUCAAAAGUUAAGAACUGUGUGUGAACAAGUUAGAAACAUGUACACACACACACACACACACACACACACACGUUAGUAUAUUUACGAUACAGGCAAUAUAGAUGGAGAGUCUGGGGGUGAACUCGUCUUGGCAAGGAAAACCGUUCCAUGUUUGCUUCAACAUUCCACGAGAGCUAGUGAGCUUCACUCCACCAAGAUAGUCUCGAUAGCGGCCUGAGAGUUAUCAGACCCUCCAUUAGGAACAAUACCACAAUUAAGAAUGAAAAGACAAAUACGACUGAAAGAAAGAACGCGAAGAGAAAAGAGAUGCUAAACUCAGUUCUCAGGGAAAUCACAUAAAGAAACAAAACAAAAAGUAGUAGCAUUAAGCAUUUAAGAUAUUGUAAAUAUGAAAGUGUCAAUUCAGAAAAUUGUAAAGUUAUAAUUAUUUAUCAUAACUGUAUGUUUUUUUGUUCAGUUUUUUGGGAUACUUGAAUAUGUUGUGGUGGGCUGGGAAUGUGAGACGCAAAGAGGAAGACAUUUCUCAGGUGCUCCUAUGUACAUCUCUCUGAUUUUUUUCUAUAAUUAUUAUAAUUAUCAUUAUUUGUAUGUUUUACUGCUUAGAAUUUUUGCAAAGUGUUUUCUAAGAGGAAGCAUGUUAUUUGGAGAUUAGAUUAAAAAAAAGGCUUAAAGUUGUGAAUGGGAAUGAAACCAGUCUAUGCAGCUCCACUUGAAGGUUUGGUCCACUUUCGCCCCCCCCCCCCCCCCCCCCCCCCCCCCCCAAGGAGACAUGUAGGAACACUCUAGUUCUGUCACUAGAGUAAUGGGACUGUCAAGAGGGCCGCAGCAUGUUGGUGUAUCAUGUAUGUUGCCAGUCUACAUAUGCUGCAUUUUGGGGUGACAGAACUUUGCCUUUUUGUGAUCGAUAAAAAAAAGAAAAAGAACAACAACAAAAGACAAAAGACAGCAAAAACAUAUUUUCUUUCGGACUCAAGCCUUUAGUGUCUUCUCACAAAACUGGUGUCAGGACAGGGCCUGGCGCUUUAACAAGUGUAUAAGUGAGAUCCUCAGUCUAAAUACGAACAACAAACAAGAAAACAAAUACAGUAGCCCACGGUGGUCAAUAGGGGAGCUAGCAGAGAGUGAUUAACGAGGACCAGUGUGUGUUCCCUGUGUCCUCUCGUUUUGUUUAUCGCUUAAAUCCGUUGUGUUGACAUGAAAAGCUUUGUUCCGAGUGAGCUGGCUGCUCCAGUGUGGUUUCUGCUGUUGAGUUCGACUGUUCCUCCCCACCGCUGGUCUUUCCCCACCUUACUCCCUUCUCCCCUUUCAUACUUCGGCCAUAUGACUCUGCCGACUACCCUGUUACAUGUAACAGUCAGCCAACCAGUCAGCCGGCCAGCCUGUCAGUCUAACGGUUCUGUGAUGGCAGCAACAACCUAUGUUGACAACCACCCAGUCCUGUCUCACCAUCCCAUGCUACUGCUUUAGUUCCAAGGGAAGGACAGAACACACCACAUGUCUGUCUGAGAGGCAUGCCUGCUGUUGAUCGUGACAGGCUGAUGGGACUGUCCUGGCUUCAGUGCUUUUUACAGGCUGCAUUCAAAACAGACAUUAGGUCUCGCUGUCCGUUAGUGCAGCAGCAUCACACAACAAACUGAAAUUAACCACAGGAAUUUUCUUUCUCUCCCUCCUGUACUCUAAAUGUCUAUGUGUUAACUGUACCAGUGUUUUGACCUGUCCCUAGACGUUAGACAAAUAAUAAUCGCUGGUAGAGAUCGUUCACUAGUUCAUCUACUGUUUGGAUUUGCUUUUUGUUUUUUUAUUUUCUUAAUUUAAGGGAAAAGUGUUCGUUGCCUCUUUGUGCUACUGACUUAUAAAAGGUAUCCAGUAUUUGUUGCCACAGAAGUAUAGUUCAUCAUCAACACUUUUUUGUUUUGUUUGUGCGACCUCUUGAGCUAAUGUCUAUAAAAGGAAGAUUUAUGACUAUUUAUGUAACGAUACUACCAUUUUAUAUGAUUUGUGUUGGAAUCUCAGUGCUUUUCUAUGAAUAAAGUGUGAAACACGC